AUGGCCGGCGCGACAGCCUCGGACGCGCACCCGACCAUGGGGGUCAAGAUCUUCUCGGCUGGAGCGGCCGCCUGCUUGGCCGACGUGGUCACCUUCCCGCUGGACACGGCCAAAGUCCGGCUACAGAUCCAAGGCGAGUGCCGGACCUCCAGUGCUGUUAGGUAUAAAGGUGUCCUGGGCACAAUCACCACUCUGGCCAAAACCGAAGGGCCAAUGAAACUCUACAGCGGGCUGCCCGCCGGCCUCCAGAGGCAGAUGAGCUUCGCCUCGCUUAGGAUCGGCCUCUAUGACACGGUCCAGGAGCUCUUCAGCGCAGGCAGGGAAGGUGCUCCGACUUUAGGAAGCAAGAUCUUGGCUGGCUUAACUACUGGAGGAGUGGCGGUAUUCAUCGGUCAACCCACAGAGGUUGUGAAAGUCAGACUUCAAGCGCAGAGCCAUUUACAUGGUCCCCAACCUCGCUACACUGGGACUUACAAUGCCUACAGAAUUAUAGCAACAACAGAAGGCUUGACUGGACUUUGGAAGGGGACUACUCCCAAUCUGAUGAGAAAUGUCAUUAUUAAUUGUACAGAGCUAGUGACAUAUGAUCUAAUGAAAGGGGUCUUUGUGAACAACAAACUACUAGCAGAUGACCUACCCUGCCACUUUGUGUCGGCUCUUAUUGCUGGAUUUUGCACAACACUUCUGUCUUCUCCAGUGGAUGUGGUAAAAACCAGAUUUGUCAAUUCUUCACCGGGACAGUAUACAAGUGUGCCCAACUGUGCGAUGGCAAUGUUCACUAAGGAAGGGCCGACGGCUUUUUUCAAAGGAUUUGUACCUUCCUUCUUGAGACUUGCAUCCUGGAAUGUCAUAAUGUUUGUGUGCUUUGAACAUCUGAAAAGAGAAUUGAUGAAAUCAAGGCAGACCGUGGACUGCACCACAUAAUCAGCUUCAAGAAAAGGAUGCAACACCCAGUGGGAACUUUUGCUGAAUGGAUCAUCAAAAAAACCUAAAAAACGAAAAAAACUAUUCACUUGAUUUCACCCUAAAAAGAUGCAGGAAUUUUGGUAGAGUGUUUUUGGACCUUAUUUUUUAAUUUAAAAAAAGAGAACUAAUACCUAUUUCAUAUAACUUUUAUUCUUAAUGUCUUAAGGAGGAAUAAAGCAAAACAUUCAGUAUACACCCUGGCAAAUGUAAUGCCCAGAUAAGUUCUGCAUUUG
Galeopterus variegatus (Sunda flying lemur) is the source of this 1199-nucleotide messenger RNA. RefSeq names its product uncoupling protein 1 (mitochondrial, proton carrier) (gene UCP1). Gene Ontology annotation, biological process: mitochondrial transmembrane transport; response to cold; adaptive thermogenesis. Gene Ontology annotation, cellular component: mitochondrial membrane. NCBI's taxonomy places the organism in Eukaryota, Metazoa, Chordata, Mammalia, Dermoptera, Cynocephalidae. The transcript has 7 exons. Gene Ontology annotation, molecular function: oxidative phosphorylation uncoupler activity. Bases 1 to 924 code for a protein of 307 amino acids. The record is from RefSeq and is a predicted model, not a curated record.